Molecule: messenger RNA, 1307 nt
Organism: Leopardus geoffroyi (Geoffroy's cat)
Lineage: Eukaryota; Metazoa; Chordata; Mammalia; Carnivora; Felidae
Exons: 2
Coding region: 475-1290 (271 amino acids)
Source: RefSeq, a predicted model, not a curated record
CUCCUCCGCAGCCCUCUUUCUAGGGCUCCUCUGGGGCAAGGGGCUGAGGACUCCCGGCAUCCCGGAGUCUCUGCGGCCCGAGCCGAAUCUGGACCACUUGGAAGACGCCAGCAGGUAACUGGCCUCACAAAACGUCCCUGAGAAUUAAAGGCCUUGGGAGGCUUGUUAUGUAUUUGUGGUUUUGUAAAUGUGGUACCUUGACAGAAGUUUGGGAAAGCCGCACUCCAUCCACAAAGUUGAGAAGGAGUUGCAAGGAAUAGGCGGGUAUCACACGACCAGAAACUUCGGCUACGGCCCGACCCCACCCCCGAUAUACACGAACACACACACACGCGCGCUUUUAUACGUUUCCAUUGAGAGCCCAGAAAAAAUAUUUAUGUUAAGUACCUGCUCUCAGAGCUCUCUCGGAGCAUUUUAGAUACUGAAAGUUAAGCAGAGAAGGGAAACAACCUAUGAUUCCACCCCCAGCCCUCCAUGUCCCUACUGCUGGAGUCCCCACCACUUGUCAAAGCAGCGCAGGAGGCAGCCUGGGUGCGUGUGCUCACCGCGCGGCGGCGAGCACCGGGACCUGCGGGCACGCGAGCGCGCGGAGACCUAGUCCCUGCAACGCCCCAAUAUGCCGGCGCCCUCGGGUCUGGCGCCUCUGUCAAAACUCGGCGAGGAGCGGUAGAGCGUAAGGGGUGUUCCUGGAAGGCUCAGGUGGCUGCUCCUUGGUGCUGCGCGGGUUCCCGCCGCCUAGGCAGGCGCGGUCCGGAGCGCGCCGACCACUGCAGCGCUCAAGCUUCUGGUUGCUCCCCUUUGCAAGCCUGCGAUCCCGCAGAGCUUAGCCGUGGGACGAGCGGCUGCGCGGCGAGAGAUCGGCGGCCGCGAGCCCGAGCCACGAAGUGGAGGAAGAGCGCAAACGUGCCAGUUCAGAACCCUGCGGCCCGCAAGCCCCUGGGAGUGGCCACCCGCUGCAGCCCAGGGUGCCAUCUACCUGGCCUGGGAGGUGUGUUCCCUACAGACUGCGACUCAGAGCUGGACUUGGGGGAAAAAGAAGUUCAGAAACAAGCAACUCAACGUCUCCAGCUCAUUCGAGAAGCUGCCUACAAGUCAAACUACAAAAGUCAGACAAGUUUUGCUUGCAAUUUACAAGGUAGUUCUGGAAGCCUGGGAAGUGAACAAUUAGAAGAGGACGCCCCAAACACGCUUUUGUUCUGCACUGAUCGCUGGUUGUGCAACGGGCUGAUUAUAGCUUUUCAGCAGCAGUCCCCAGAUAAUUUUUACGAGUCAUUUUUGUGGUCAAAAUAAAACCUACAUUCGACACC